Bombyx mori (domestic silkworm) is the source of this 2112-nucleotide messenger RNA. RefSeq lists its product as uncharacterized. The coding region runs from base 77 to 679 and encodes 200 amino acids. The record is from RefSeq and is a predicted model, not a curated record. The transcript has 4 exons. Lineage: Eukaryota; Metazoa; Arthropoda; Insecta; Lepidoptera; Bombycidae.
AUGUAUUCGUCCCUCGCGCCGUCCCUAUAGAUUAUUAUUCUUAAGUUUAUGAAUUCAGUUGCGUUCUGAUGUCAACAUGUCGCCACAGCGUCGAUGUAUUGUAAUCGUAUUAUUAACAGUGGGGGUAAUCCACGCGUCUCCGAAACUCAACGAUGUACGCAUUAAGACACAAAAUUGUGAAAAUUCUCCUCAAGGCCAUGUCUUCGACGAAGCCCAGGCCAUAGGUACAUGGCACGCUCAACGACACAAAUCAGACAAACCUUACUUCUUCAGGGACUCCGAAUGUGCACAGUUAACUUCGGUUAACGAACAGGAACGAAAUGAAGUUAAAAAAAAGAUCGGAAACUACACCGCCAAUUUAAAAUGGGAGAACUUAACAUUGAGAAUGCAAAUACCGUGUCAAAGUACGAGUAUGAGACACAAUGUUACAGAAGACCAUUAUCUGGAAAGACUUGAUGGUCACGGUAUUUACAGGACUCUACACGUGCCUCUGCCGUCUGCUAAACUAGAACUCGGCGCAUUACGUAGUAUCGCAAUACGUUUGAAGAUCAUUGAAAAUGAGUAUCUUGGUUUAAUGGGCUGUCAUGUUUUCUUUUUGUCCAAGAAGCCGUUUGACGAUACAGACAUCGAAGAACGCUUGAAUAACACCUACAAAUAUUGGCCAAAGGAUUUGUCAUAAAGGUCGUAAAUAUUAUACAUAUACUAGCUUUUGCCCGCGACUCCGUCCGCGUGGAAUAGUUAUUUUGGCAUAACGCUAAAUUUUACCCCACUUCAUUUACGUAGAAAGUAAAAAUAUUUUUGAAUUAUAUAAUAUUAAGGAGCUUUUUAAGCCCCUAUUUUGAAACAGUCUUUUUUGGUGCUCCACUUGUAUUGGCCUUGCUUUUUUUCCUACCUAAGCUGAUAGCCUUGAGAGGCUAUACCAGCGUAACCUUAACUAGUAGGUGAGCUCACGGUGUUCAAACCGGAGUGUUGCUAACACUUACCCUAGCAAGGUCAGUGCUUCGCAGAAUCUACCACCGGAUCAGAAACGCGACCCACUGAGAAGAUCCGGCGAGAAACUCAGUGGGCUGUGUCUAUGGGUUAAUUCGCUCGUCGAACCCUUCGUCGCAAGCGACGGGUUCGACGAGGACGGUGACCGGUGCUUGUGGUGCCUAAAAGCACCGUUAAUGGAUCAGGAGGAUCCGUAAUGACGUGCUUUGGCCUUGGCCUUGCCGUGAUGCUAUAUAGCCUAUAGCCUUCCUCAAUAACUGAGCUAUGUAACACUGAAAGAAUUUUUCAAAUCGGACCAGUAGUUCCCGAGAUUAGCGCGUUCAAACAAACAACAGAACUACCCUCCUUUUUAUAAUUAUGCAAUUAAUUUCAAUAGUUGUAGUUUAGCAAUUAAGCACUAUAACAUUAAUUAAUCUAUUACAUUAAGUAAAUCUAUAAAUAUAAUUAUUCUAUUUAUAAUAAGUAAUUACAACGAGUAUAAUAAAAGGUAUCAGGGUCGUUCUUCUAUUUCUACUGAAAUAAUAAUUCAUUGCGGCUUAGAGGCUAGAGUAACUUAAGUCUUGUUCCUUUACUGGUAGCGCAUAUCUCAAUGUGGUAGUCUCUCUUUGAAUUCACAUAUUUUAGAGAUCCGGCUUAUCCAAAUAAACAAGAAAAAAGGAAGGACUGAUAAAAAAAGUCGAAGGCAUGUUGGAUCUUAGGCUCGUUUUAAGUAAAAUCGCGAAUAUUUCAAACGAUUGCAUUUUUCUAACCUGUAUUGUAAUAUUAACAAGCAAAUACUUUUAUUACGUUUCGAAUCCGUAAUAAAGAAAAAUAUGAGUCAACCGAAAUCACUUAUUACGUAUCGAUACUACUCGUAUAAGGACAAAUAUGAGAGUAAUUACGAAAGCAGCCGAGCCAUUAGUUACUUUCCACCCCAUCGGCAGUACGCAGCCCUUACACUAAAGCACCACUCAAAUUAAGUGCGGCUCGAUCAACAGUCAUUUUCGGUUACAAUUAACCACACAUUUGAGUGAAAAGUCAACCACCCACUCCAAUUGAUUUAUUGUGUCCUACACUAGUUCCGCCAUUUUGUGGCAAGAAUUGUAUUUUACAACAUAGAACUAUUAAAACUAUACUGGAAUA